Hyalella azteca is the source of this 5739-nucleotide messenger RNA. RefSeq names its product Down syndrome cell adhesion molecule-like protein 1 homolog. The transcript is spliced from 29 exons. NCBI's taxonomy places the organism in Eukaryota, Metazoa, Arthropoda, Malacostraca, Amphipoda, Hyalellidae. Gene Ontology annotation, molecular function: protein binding. The record is from RefSeq and is a predicted model, not a curated record. The coding region runs from base 1 to 5739 and encodes 1912 amino acids.
AUGAUGGACAAGCUUUUUUACAUUGCUCGCUACGAGGCUCUAGGCACUAUUUUUAUCGCAGGCGCUAAGAGACUGGCGCAAAUAAUAAAGAUAAGCGCCGUCGUUUUUGAACGCACAACUGGAGGCCAGCUGGCGUCGGGAACUGACUGCCAGCUGGCGUUAAGGACUGGCGGCCAGCUGGCGUUAGGGACUGGCGGCCAGCUGGCGUCGGGGACUGACUGCCAGCUGGCGUUGGGGACUGACUGCCAGCUGGCUUCGGGGACUGACUGCCAGCUGGCGUCAGGGACUGGCGGCCAGCUAGCGUUAGGGACUGCCGGCCAGCUGGCGUUAGGGACUGGCGGCCAGCUGGCAUCGGGGGGCGGCCAGCAGGUGUCGGGGGGCGGCCAGCAGGUGUCGGGGGGCGGCCAUCUGGCGUUGGGGGCUGUCGGCCAGCUGGAGCAGGGGGCGUCUGCACCGCGCCUCGUGUAUCGCUUCAUCGCGCACACGCUGCAGCCUGGACACUCGGCCCGCCUCAACGUCUACGGCCCCCCCACCGUGCGCCCCAUGGGGCCUCUCACUGCGGUCGCGGGCCUCACCUUCCGCGUGGCCUGUCCCGUGGGGGGACAUCCCAUACACAAAAUUACCUGGCACAAAGACGAACAGCUGUUGCCCCUUAACCACAACCAGAUGGUGUUCGACAACGGCACUCUGACGUUAACGGAAGUUAACCGAAAGACAACAGAAGGCCGUUAUUCCUGUUCAGCUUACGACAAACAGAACAAUUCAGAUCAAGGACACUUCGAUCUUAAAGUCGUCGUGCCUCCUCAUCUUGGGCCCCUGGUUUUCCCCUCGGGGACCCGUGCUGGCAUGAGGGCACAGAGCUCCUGCUUCGUACAGGAAGGAGACCUGCCGCUCGAAAUUCAUUGGGAAAAAAAUAGCCAGAGGUUGCGCUUGUCCGCUAACGUCAAAGUCAAUCAACUGGACGACUUCACGUUCAUCCUGACCAUCACUGAGGCCGUGUCGGAGGACGCUGGCAACUACUCCUGUGUAGCCACGAACGCUGCUGGAGCCGUGGCAACUUUCGCUGUGCUUACUGUCAACGUCCCUCCAUCGUGGAUGUUACCGCCGCAUGACGUCAGUAUCCCGCUAGGAGGCUCCGCUGUGGUGCCGUGCUCAGCGAAGGGUUUCCCGCUACCACAAAUCGAGUGGCAGAGACAAACUGCUUCAGGAGAAUGGGCGUCUUUGGAGAGAAUAAUGGAUGAGUACCAAACGAAUCAGGCAACUGAAAACAGAAACUUUCCAUCAGUUCUUGGAGAUUCUCUGAGCCAUGGAUCUACCAUAACAACGUCGAAACGAAUUCCAAAUACCAAGAACGAAAUUUCACCGUGGAAUAUUGAAAAUGAUGGUUCCGAUACCUGGAAUAACCCUGAAGCUAUAUCACCAUCAUGGAAUCCUGGAAUAAAUGAAGCUUCAGUUUGGAAUACUGUAACCCACAAAAACUUAGAUUGGAAUCAUAAAAUGGAAGAUUCUUCCUCAUCCUGGAUCACCGGAAUGGAAGGAUCCUCAUCCUGGAAGGACCUAAGCGGAGAACCUGAGGUCGCAAGACGUCCGUCAUCCCGGAAAGUUUUGAACGGAAGUCUCGUGGUCUCGGCCGCCGCCCGCAACUUCGAAGGCCUCUACCGCUGCCAGGCCAGCAACGGCGUUGGGUCCAGCCUCUCUAAAGUCAUCACACUCACCAUCCACGAGCCUCCAUGGUUCCCGGAGUGGAAUCACCGCGUGGUGCGGGUGGUAGUCGGUGCUCCUGUGGUACUCACCUGCAGGGCCCACGGCGACCCUCCCCUCACCCUCUCCUGGACCAAGGGUGGGGCCCCGCUGGUCCCCGCUCACAGGUACUCACCUCCUAGCAGGUACCAACUCUCCUGGACCAAGGGUGGGGCCCCGCUGGUCCCCGCUCACAGGUACUCACCUCCUAGCAGGUACCAACUCUCCUGGGCCAAGGGUGGAGCCCCGCUGGUCCCCGCUCACAGGUACUCACCUCCUAGCAGGUACCAACUCUCCUGGGCCAAGGGUGGGGCCCCGCUGGUCCCCGCUCACAGGUGCGUUGACUGUGCAUCUGACUGUGACUGUACCUCUGCGGGUGCAGGUGCGUUGACUGUGCAUCUGACUGUGACUGUACCUCUGCGGGUGCAGAUGUCCCCGUCCCGCGUGCAGGUGUCCGUUGGGGGACGGGCGUCCCUGCGCUGCCUGCUGGACGGCGGUCCGGUCCUCUCGGUCACGUGGUACAAAGACGCCGUCCACCUCAGGUCAGUGGCGGUCUGGUCCUCUCGGUCACGUGGUACAAAGACGCCGUCCACCUCAGGUCAGUGGCGGGCCGGUCCUCUCGGUCACGUGGUACAAAGACGCCGUCCACCUCAGGUCAGUGGCGGUGUCUCUUAUACACAUCUAGAUGUGUAUAAGAGACAGAUCAUGAGCGGUAGUCUCAUCACCAUGAGCGGUAGGCCCAUCAUCAUGAGCGGUAGUCCCAUCACCGUGAGCGGUAGGCCCAUCAUCAUGAGCGGUAGUCCCAUCACCGUGAGCGGUAGUCCCAUCACCAUGAGCGGUAGACUCAUCACCAUGAGCGGUAGGCCCAUCAUCAUGAGCGGUAGUCCCAUCACCGUGAGCGGUAGUCCCAUCACCAUGAGCGGUAGUCCCAUCACCAUGAGCGGUAGUCUCAUCACCAUGAGCGGUAGGCCCAUCAUCAUGAGCGGUAGACUCAUUACCAUGAGCGGUAGACUCAUCACCAUCUCUUCUUCCGUCGGUUACGAGACUGCUUCUGGAGCGGACAGCUCCGGGGCGCAGACGCUGCAGCUGCGGAUCCCAGCAGCCGCCGCCGCGGACGCCGGGGAGUUUGUGUGCGGGGCGAGCAACGCGCACGGCGAUGCGCAGGCGCCCUUUACCGUCGUCGUAGAAGAUGUCCCUGGAGCCCCGACCGCAGUUCAGGUGCGUGAGAGCGACGCGCGUCACGUCUCGCUCUCGUGGUCGCCGCCACCAGCGUCGUCGUCGGUGAAGGCCCCCGUCAUGUCCUACGUCAUCACGAUUGAAGAGCACAGGGACGAUGAAGCGAUGGAGAGCGAAGCGUUGCUGGACCCACAAGCGACCGGCAGUUCGGGGACCGGUGACCCAACCACGAGCGUCGGUGACCGCAGAGUCGAAGUUUUGGUUUCUGGGGCGAGCCUCAGCCACCGCGUGUCCGGUCUGCUGCCGUACACCUGGUACAGCUUCUCUGUCGCCGCCCAGAACAGCGUAGGGCGAGGACCGAGUUCUGGACCCUUACGCCACCGCACCCUGGAGGAAAAGCCGUCUGCACCGCCCACUAAUGUGCAGGUGUUGAGUUCGAGCUCUCGAUCGCUGCGCGUGUCGUGGCUGCCGCCGCCUCGCAACGCCUCACACGGACGUCUCUUGGGCUACUACCUCGGCAUCCGGUUCCGCCUCCCCAGCACGAGGGACGGUGCAAAUGACGAAGACAGCGCUUACAACUUCACGACGGUGGGCGGUAGCGACACUUCGUCCACCGCCACGCACACCAUUGUCACUGACCUGCAUCCUCACUCCUUCUACGACGUAAUAGUCAGGGCUUUCAACUCUCGAGGGGCUGGACCCUCGUCAGAGCCCGUACUGGGGCAGACUCUUCAAGACAAACCCUCGGCACCCCCUACAUCACUGACGUGUGAGGGCCUGAGCGCCACGUCGCUGCUGGUCUCUUGGUCCCCUCCGCCAGAGGGCGCUCGUAACGGGGUGGUCACGCGCUACCGAGUGUCGUUUUCGGCUCUUCGCCACGCCGAUCCGGCGACCGCACAGCCUUCAGGACAAACAUUUCUGAACCUCGCAACAGUAACGUCAUCUGAGUCGUCCUUGAGUGAUGAUGAACAGAACGUCGAUGUUCACAAAGUAACAUCGGCGCAACUGGAAAACCUCGAGGAGUUCACGAACUAUUCGGUGGCCGUCGCAGCGGCUACUGAAGCCGGUGUUGGUGUCGCUUCUGAAGCUGUCAUUUGCACCACGCUCGAGGACGUCCCUACGGCCAUCAAGGAAGUGAAGGCCUUCGCCACAGGCCCCCAGAGCGUGAUGGUGUCUUGGUCGCCCCCCAGAGCGGCGAGGGGGCGGCUCACCCACUACACUUUGGUGCGGGCAUCUGUUGGUGCGGGCAUCUGGUCGGUGGGAGGCAAUGUGCUGGUUAAUUGGAAGCACGACGCACUCCUCCAAUGCCGCACCGUCGGCGUGCCGGAGCCCUCCAGGACCUGGACCCGCGGAACGGAGCGCGUCGCUCUAAACUCCCCGGGGCUCGUAGUGCUGGACGACGGCUCGCUGCGUCUCGUCUCCCCGGGCCGAAGUCACAGCGGCUCCUACAGCUGCACGGCUGCCAACAGCUACGGCUCGGACACCAUCACGUACAACGUCACCGUGAGAGUGCCGCCGUCGCCACCUGAGCUGCACGUCACAGAAACGACCUCAUCGUCCGUCAGGCUGCAGUGGGACGUUGCAGACGAAGGAGGCGCCGCUGUCACGUCUUUUGAACUCGUCUACUCUACAGAAGACGGGCCAGCAGUGAACAUUAACGUGCGAGGUGACAGCCACACCGUGUACGGCCUGCAGUGCGGCACGCGCUACAACUUCCACAUCACGGCUCGCAACGCCAUCGGGUCGAGCGAGCCAUCGAGUGUUGUGACGGCUCGCACGAAGGGCCGAGCUCCCGUGGCUCCCCCGCUGUUCCAGUUCGUGACCAGCAACAGCACCCAGGCCACCCUGUACCUCACCCAGUGGGACUCUGGGGGCUGUCCCAUCUCCCACUUCGUGGUCCAGCUCCGCGACUCCAACAACCACUGGACUACGGUGAGCUCGGAGGUGUUGCCGAGCAGGACGUUCGCGGUGACGGGCUUGUCGGGCGGGGGGGACUACGACAUUCAGGUUACGGCGCAUAACGCAGCCGGCGCCACCAGGGCGCUCUACUCCAUCUCUACCCCGCUACCACAAACUGAUGACGCUGGCACGGCAUGGGACGGCCUCGAGCGCUCCAGACCCGCCACCCUGCAGCCAAGUCCCUGGAACGAAGUGCGCAUCGUCCUUCCAGUCUGUCUCUCGCUGCUGGCGCUCGUCGCUGCCGGCGUCAAGGCUCUUCUAUGCAUCAGAAAAAGGAAAUCGAACACAACGAGCAAAAAGGAGACGUACAACGCAGCCGACGACCAUUGCCUGUAUGAGGCGGGCAAGCCUGCGGUCGUGGCAACUCACGACGCUCCGGACUACACUGAAAUUGCGACUACGCACGGGGAAGAUGGCUUUGGGGACUCAGACACAUAUGAGUGCGCCUCAAACUCCCAAUUUGGGCCACUCCCAGCCAAGCCUCCCCACUCGACCACAGCUCCGUCCCCGAACAGAGGAAGGCCCCGUGUGUGUCACGGGGAAGCCGUCACGACGUUUUCUGAUAACAAGUCAAAUAAAAGUCGGAGUUAUGCAACGCUCGUUUACCAGGCUCCUUCCGUCGGCAACGUAGAUUCUGGAAACAGAGAUAGAGACUGCGGCAGAGAUUCAUUUCCGGAUAGCAAAGUGCUGCAGAGCAACGCUCCAGCAGCAGGGCUCUACCACGAAGAAUCGGUGUUAGUAAAUGGAGCUACCACUACCACUGCAUUCCACGCACCGAAGAGCAGAGCGUUCAUACACGUAGAGAUACCUCACAGGUUAAGCUCCCACCAGCCCACGCAACACGNACAGGCCCCCAGAGCGUGA